UUAAAAAAUAGUAAUUGAUACCAACAGGAGAAGAGAAAAUGUUGAGGAAGGAGGAGUGGAGGGGAACGGAUCUGCUGGGUGGGACUAGAUAAAGUGAAGCAAGCUGACAAGACUAAGGGAAGAUUGGAUGGUGGAAAUGGAAUCGGCAGCUGAAAACCCUAAUUACCCGGCGGUGGACUACAAGCGACCUUCCAUCUUGUCAUUUCCUCGGAGGCCCGCCCUCAGAGUUACAUCCGAGUUCGAUAGUGAAAGCGCAGUCUUCUUCCAUAAGAUUUCCUGCAAGUUGUUGGACAGCCUUGCCAAGUUCAAGUUUUCGUUCAACCACAGCGGUAAGGGCGGCGACAUCUCCGAACCUCAAUUCAGCUUUGUCUCCAAGCACCUUAGCCUCCACUACGACCUCGAAGACCAUAAUGCUCUCGUUAAGACCUCCAUCGAUCUUGCUCCCAGUUUGCAACUCACUGCUUCUCAUGAUCUCAAGGCUCAACAAGGAGAGGUUACCGUGCUUGCAAACCUCGCCGAUCCUGCCUAUUCACUUCAACUAUCUACUCCACUUCCAUCCGUUGGAUUGCCAAAAGCUACCUUCAGAUUUCCUCUGGGUGAACUUUCGCUGCAGGAGAAACAAGAGGAGGAAGUCAAUAAUUUGUUGUCAGUCGAUGGGGUUCUUAAAGGACAAUUGUUUAAUGGGCUCUGCUCUGCCCAUUACAAGGACGAAGAACUGAAAUUAAGAUAUGGCUAUAAGGACGAUGAAAUCUCAUUUCUUCCAAUACUUUCACUUCCUUCAAAUGCCCUGUCAUUUGCAUUUAAGCGUCGGUUUGGUCCUUCCGACAAAUUAAGUUACUGGUACAAUUGCGAUUCCAACUAUUGGAGUGCUGUCUACAAGCGCACCUAUGGUAAAGAUUUCAAAUUUAAAGCUGGUUAUGAUUCAGAGAUUCGCCUUGGCUGGGCAUCUCUUUGGGUUGGAGAUGAAGGUGGGAAAGCCAAAACAGCUCCGAUGCAGAUGAAAGUUCAAUUCAUGCUACAAGUGCCACAGGACGACAUAAAAUCUUCUGCUUUGAUGUUUCGGAUUAAGAAAAGAUGGGACUUUUAAGGCUCUACUGGUGACUUUACCUGUUUUUUAUAUAUAAAAAAUGGGUAUUUGACUUUGGGCAGUUCCAUUGUGUUUUAGUUUGUUGCAUCCACAGUCCACUCUUUGCAAAAGGGGGUAUUGACUAUUUGACAGGUUGAUAUUUCUCCAAGUCAGCUAAUUGCUUCGUGGUGUGACAAGUAAGAACAAUUUUCAAUCGUACAAAAUUUGUAAAGAUGAUUUUCUGAUUUGUAAGUUGGCAGAUUAUGGUUAUCGAAUGCAGACAGUGCUGAAAUUGGUUAUGCAUUUGGCUAAAGGCCAUUCAACUUUGCAAGUU
Molecule: messenger RNA, 1400 nt
Organism: Glycine soja
Lineage: Eukaryota; Viridiplantae; Streptophyta; Magnoliopsida; Fabales; Fabaceae
Product: outer envelope pore protein 37, chloroplastic
Exons: 5
Coding region: 128-1087 (319 amino acids)
Biological process (GO): monoatomic cation transport
Cellular component (GO): chloroplast outer membrane
Molecular function (GO): monoatomic ion channel activity
Source: RefSeq, a predicted model, not a curated record